Panicum hallii is the source of this 1075-nucleotide messenger RNA. RefSeq lists its product as uncharacterized. The record is from RefSeq and is a predicted model, not a curated record. NCBI's taxonomy places the organism in Eukaryota, Viridiplantae, Streptophyta, Magnoliopsida, Poales, Poaceae. The transcript has a single exon. The coding region runs from base 31 to 930 and encodes 299 amino acids.
CACCACCCCACCUCGACGGCCCGCCCCAUUAUGGUGCGUUCCGCCUCCGCGCUCGUCUUCCAGCCGCUCUCCGCCGGCUCCCCGCGCCUGUCCCUCGACUUCCUCUCCGCCGACGCCGCCACCUCCGGGUUCACCCUCUUCGACUCCCACAACGGGCUCCUGCUCCUCCUCAAGGAAACCGGCGCGGGGCCCCGCUUCCUCGUCUGCGACCCCGUCUCCCGCCGCCACGCGCAUCUCCCGUCGUUGCCGGCCGCCGCGUUAUCCGCCGGCGAGUUCCUCGGCGCCGCGAUCCUCUCACGCGCCGCUGGAAGCGGCUUCGAGUUCUGCGCCGUCUGCCUCACCGUCCACGCCGACCGACCGCGCCUCUGGCUCGCGGGGUCCCGCGACGGCGAGGGCAGCUGGCUCGGGCUGCCGCCGUCGCGGGACUUCCGCAUCAAGUGGCCCCUCAGCUGGGCGGAGAACCACUGCGUGCGCGCCGCCGGCAGCAUCUACUGGCACAUCAUCAACGACUCCGCGCUCGCGCUGGACCCGAACACAUUGCAGUUGUCCUACCUGCGGGCGCCACCCAUGGUCUGGGACGACCUCGGGUUUCCGAACUACCGCAUCGGAGAUACGCCGGGUGACGGCCGUCUGUGCUUCGCCGCGCUGGAGAGCCAGGUGCUUCGGCUCUGUGCGCGACGAGCGGGCAGCGUCGACGGGUGGGUGCUGGAGAGAAAGGCGAGCCUGACUGAGGCGUUCGACUCCGUCACGGACCUGCCCAUGGACUGCACAUGGCUCGGCGACAUUGACCCGGGGCGCACUGGCAAGGUGUUCAUCAGAUCGUUUGGACAUGGGCAUUUCUCCUACGAUAUGGACACUGGGAAGUUGGAUCGCCUAAUGACAGAUGACGGCCAGGAGUACGGGCACCCAAUCUUUGCAUACUUCAUGUAAUCAGGUAUGCCUCACCUGAUGUGUCGUGUGGUUUCUGUCAUCGACAAAGGAGUUACACCAGUGGUCUAUAGCCCGGGGCUUGAGGAGUGACAUACCUCCUCGCCAUGGGUUCUUAGGUGGUUUAGGUUCUAGUUUGAUAGCUAGU